Messenger RNA from Coregonus clupeaformis (lake whitefish), 3656 nucleotides. Its product is annotated as tyrosine-protein kinase Fyn. Gene Ontology annotation, biological process: cell differentiation; innate immune response; protein phosphorylation. The record is from RefSeq and is a predicted model, not a curated record. Gene Ontology annotation, molecular function: non-membrane spanning protein tyrosine kinase activity; ATP binding; signaling receptor binding. The transcript is spliced from 13 exons. Bases 321 to 1943 code for a protein of 540 amino acids. NCBI's taxonomy places the organism in Eukaryota, Metazoa, Chordata, Actinopteri, Salmoniformes, Salmonidae. Gene Ontology annotation, cellular component: extrinsic component of cytoplasmic side of plasma membrane.
UCCCAUUCUAUUUGCUGGCGGUGUUGCCAAUCACUCCACUGGUCCCGUUAGUUUAAUUGUGGCCCUGCAAAGACAACGCCAUCACACUCAGCAGCUACAGCGAGCGAGUGGGGCAGCACGAAGAUAGCACCGGAUUUCUGCAAGCUAUUUGGCUAUUGUUGUCACAAAAACAAUAAGCGUCUGUCUCAUCUACAACUGCAAUGGAAUACAUUCGUCCGGUUAAUUAGACGCCUUCGAAUCGGGCCUCUGUUUUUUGUGGUGCACAAAGCAAUGUGGAGCAAAUAAAUAUCCUGAUACGCUGAAACCAGAGAAUAUAGAUAAUGGGCUGUGUGCAAUGCAAGGAUAAAGAAGCAACGAAACUCACGGACGACCGAGACACCAGCAUCUCCCAGAGUGCCGCGGGCUACCACUAUGGCGCCGACCCCACGCCACAGCACCAGCACUACCCCAGCUUCGGGGUCACCGCCAUCCCAAACUUCAACAACUUCCAGGCACCCGUUGGCCAGGGGAUAACGGUCUUCGGAGGGGUCCACACCUCCUCCCACACCGGGACCCUGCGCACCCGUGGCGGAACAGGAGUCACUCUCUUCGUGGCACUUUACGACUACGAGGCGCGGACAGAGGACGACCUCAGCUUCAGGAAAGGGGAGAAGUUUCAGAUUAUCAACAGCACUGAAGGGGACUGGUGGGAUGCUCGUUCCCUUACCACUGGUGGAAAUGGCUACAUUCCCAGUAAUUACGUGGCUCCAGUGGACUCCAUCCAGGCUGAGGACUGGUACUUUGGGAAACUGGGCCGGAAGGAUGCAGAGAGGCAACUUCUGUUCACUGGCAAUCCCCGCGGCACCUAUCUCAUCAGGGAGAGCGAAACCACUAAAGGUGCCUUCUCCCUGUCCAUACGAGACUGGGAUGACGUGAAGGGGGACCAUGUGAAGCAUUAUAAGAUCCGUAAGCUGGACAGCGGAGGUUACUACAUCACUACCAGGGCUCAGUUUGAGACCCUGCAGCAGCUGGUGCAGCACUACUCAGAGCGGGCCGCGGGGCUGUGCUGUCGCUUGGUGGUGCCCUGCCACAAAGGGAUGCCCCGCCUCACCGACCUGUCCGUCAAAACCAAAGACGUGUGGGAGAUCCCGCGGGAGUCACUGCAGCUCAUCAAGCGUCUGGGGAAUGGGCAGUUUGGGGAGGUCUGGAUGGGAACGUGGAACGGCACCACUAAGGUGGCGGUGAAGACGCUGAAGCCGGGCACCAUGUCUCCUGAGUCCUUCCUGGAGGAAGCCCAGAUCAUGAAGAAGCUCCGCCAUGACAAACUGGUGCAGCUCUAUGCUGUGGUGUCUGAGGAACCCAUCUACAUCGUCACUGAGUACAUGGGCAAAGGAAGCCUCCUAGAUUUCCUGAAGGAUGGGGAGGGACGAGGACUGAAGCUGCCCAAUCUGGUUGACAUGGCAGCCCAGGUGGCCGCAGGCAUGGCGUACAUCGAGAGGAUGAACUACAUCCACAGAGACCUGCGCUCGGCUAACAUCCUGGUCGGGGACAAUCUGGUUUGUAAAAUCGCUGACUUCGGAUUGGCCAGGCUGAUUGAGGACAACGAGUACACAGCACGGCAAGGUGCAAAAUUCCCUAUUAAGUGGACGGCCCCGGAGGCUGCGCUGUACGGAAAGUUCACCAUCAAGUCAGACGUGUGGUCGUUUGGCAUCCUGCUCACAGAGCUGGUCACCAAGGGACGUGUACCCUACCCAGGGAUGAACAACCGGGAGGUGCUGGAGCAGGUGGAGCGAGGCUAUAGGAUGCCCUGUCCCCAGGACUGCCCCAUCUCCCUCCAUGAGCUCAUGGUGCAGUGCUGGAAGAAGGACGCAGAGGAGAGGCCCACCUUCGAGUACCUGCAGGCCUUCCUGGAGGACUACUUCACGGCCACGGAGCCACAGUACCAGCCAGGGGACAACCUCUAAACACUGAGCUCUGGGCUGGCACUGGACUGAACCGUAGUUCUCUGGAGCCCCACCAGGGACCUGUACAUCUUCCUCCGCUCAACAGAGCAUCUUGUCUCAACUCUCCUCCAGCUCCCAACACUCUCAAACACUCUCCGUGGCUAACCCUGAGACAGACUCAACAGACUGGAUACCAGAGAUUGUGUGUGUGAGGGAGAGUGGGGGUUGAUCUGGGUGGGGGUGGGUUAGGAGGGAGGUUUGGGGGUGGUUGGGCUAGUGAUGAUGUAAUGAAAUGCCUGUAUUCAAUGUAAAUAUGAACAGCUUGUCUACUUAACUUUUGGUUUAUGUUUUGAUAGUUUGUUUGCUUCUGUUUUGGCAUUUUGACUGAUUUUCUCGAUGAUGAUGAUGAUGAUGAUGAUGGUGGUGGUAAAGAAAAUGGUCAAUGAAGAUGAUCAUUUCAAAAGUGCACCAUGAGACCAUGAUAUCUGGUUACUUCUAAUCCAGAAUCUACAGGACAUGUCUAUCAAAGCUAAUUGUGUUUAUUUUAUUUUGGGGGCAAUUUUAAUGAACACCUCCAUUAAUUAUUUAUUUAAUUUUUGCGGUUUUGAUCAUGUAUAAAAAUAAAUAAGAAAAUCAGUCCUGAGCGUAUUUUUUUUAUUUUUUUGCAAAGUCAUCUGUUUUACAGGGACUUUAGGCAAGCAUGACAAAAUACUCCAUUGAGAUUUUUAUUGCCCUGCAUCUCAUGAAUUUAGUUUGAUAUGAUUUUGCUUUUAUUUUGUUCAUCCAUGUAAAAUAGUUUUGUCCUCCUCAAAGUAAUAGAUGUUAGGCUAAUGCCGUAACAAAGUUAUUUUACAAAUAAUGUAUGUUACAUUUUGUAAUUACAGCCAAAUGUGUGAGAAUUAUACUUUUGAACAUAUCUCUUCUCGCUUACCAGGUUUUAAGAAAAAAAAAUAAUGGGGGGGAAAGAAAAUCGGUCUUUCCAGGUAUUAUUUAGUGUAUACUGGAAGGACAUGAUGUUUAUUUAAAAAGAGAAAGAUGUUUGUCUCUGCAUUUCAUCGUCUUAUUUUAACUUGUAUACAGAGUUCCAUUUUAGCAGCCAUUCCAACUCAUCCAUCUCAUUGUCCUUGUUACCUCCAUGCUGUGUAGCCAUGUACUGGGAAGUCUUAGUGGGUAACGUCUCUUCGUCUGUGAACAGUGACAUGUCACCAUCCACCUGCACCUCAAUACUCAUGUCCCACACCGAGUUGGUCUGUCUGUCUGUCUGUCUAUGCAGCACAGCACCACCAGUAGGAUCCUUCCUCAGCUCAUUUCUGGACCACAUCCUUUGGAUUACUUUACAUUUUUAUUUUUAAACUGAUGUGGAUAUCUGAAGUCUUGCAUCUUCUGUUUCAGAGUAUGUUUUAUUUAAUCUUAAUGGAGAGAUCUUUGAGGAAUGGGGUGUAUUGUAUCUUCAGAGGGAAUGUUGCAAAGACACUGGUGAAGCAGCCGGCUGUAAAGUUUGACCUUGUUUAAUCUAAAUGUAGUAUUUGUUCUUAUCUUACGACGGUUUAAGUGCUAAUAAGGAUCUGUUUAAGAUUGAACCCCCUCGUCGGUUUUACAGCUUAACGGUUUUAAAAGUGUCAGUAGCCUUUCUAGUUUAUUUCUUCUAUUUUCCAUUUGUUAACAUUUCUGUUUUGUUAAUUCAGUGAUUUGGCAUUUGAAAUUCAAAAAGAACAAUAAACAUUUUACACUCUU